UCCAUUUUUUAUGUACGCAGGCUGCUCAGUGACGGAGCGCGCGCACGCUGAACCUGCUCACUUUUAUUAAAAAUAAGGAUAAAAAAUAAAAUAAAAUAAAACAGUGUGGGGGGGAAAAAACAGCGUGCGUGUGCGUGUGCGCGUGUUUGCGAGAAGAAACGCGCGCGUCCUUAUAAUAAAUAACCCGAAAGAAGAAAAAAAAAACGCCAUCGUGUCGUUCGCACCACCUUUCUGUCGGAUCUGUGUGUGCACGCGCCAACACUAAAGAGAAAUGUCUGCUCCAGCCCCUGCCGGCGCCCCCGCCCCUGAGGGAGGGAAUCAGCCUCCUCCCAACCUGACCAGUAACCGCCGCCUACAGCAGACGCAGGCUCAGGUGGACGAGGUGGUGGACAUCAUGCGUGUGAACGUGGAUAAAGUUCUGGAGAGGGACCAGAAGCUGUCAGAGCUAGAUGACCGAGCCGACGCGCUGCAGGCCGGAGCCUCUCAGUUCGAGACCAGCGCCGCCAAACUGAAGAAUAAAUACUGGUGGAAGAACGCCAAGAUGAUGAUAAUCCUGGGGGUGAUAUGUGUGAUUGUGCUCAUCGUCAUCAUCGUCUACUUCAGCACCUAAAGGCCGAGUUUCCUACCCCACCCUCUGCCUGAUUUACAGCUAUUCAAUCACUACUCAACAAACGAGUGUAAAUCUGUGCCCUCGAUGACCCCCUGUACGGACCCCGGUCUCUCUGCGUCCCCAUGUCUGGCCUCUGAGUGUGUGUGUGUGUGUGUGUGUGUGUGUGUGUGAGCGCAUGUGUGUGUGUCCCCUCUGUAAAUACCUCCCGCUUUUCUGAGACCUCUGAAAGCAGACGGUAAUCCUGGUAAAUCUCUUGGUGUGUGUACGACUCGUCCUUAUUUGUAGAGUUUUAUUUGUAGAGUUUGUGUGUGGGUGUGCAUUUGUAUUAUUUUUUUUUAUUGUUUUCUUUUUUGUAUGACUUCUUUGGCUUGAAAAAACUGCCUAUGAAUCUGUGUGUAUAUACCGCAUGGUGUGUUAGUUAUUCUAUGCUUGUAGUUUACUUCUUUAACCAAGACACUCUUCCAAAACCCAGUCAGUCUCUCUCUCUCUCUCUCUCUCUCUCUCUCUCUCUCUCUCUCAGUGCAUCUGUAUUUCUUUCUUUCUUUUCAACAAUAGACUUUUGUAAACUGCCACAGAAAUCAUUUGGACCAAUGGCGAUAGAUUUAUAUUUUUAUUAAGUCUGUAGUGUCUUAUCUCUUAAACAUUCCUUUAUCGCAGGGUAGAACAUUGCUGUCUAUAAAACUGAAACGCAUACAGGAAUAUUUUGCAAACAAUCUAUAAUUGGCAAAAAUAGUGGACGCACACGACCAAUAAAAUAAAAGUGGUAUCAGCAUGCACAAGAACCUCGUUUUUGAUGGCGCUUUUAAACCGAAAAAUAGUAAUAGUAAUAAUAAUAAUAAUAAUUUUAAAGUACAGCUGAGCUGCCAGCAAAAGUAAAAGCACACUGCUCGCAUAAUUUCAAACUUACAAAUUUUUUUUGUUUGGUUUGUUUCUCAAAAUUUUAUGAUUUUAGAUUUAUGUUUAUAUGUGGGAAUAGAGUAUAUUUGUCCUUUUUUUGCAUGAGGAAAAGGGACCAGAUCAUCACCUGGAGUGUGUGUGUGUGUGUGUGCGUGUGUGCAGGCGUGUGUCUGUGUUUGUUGAUUUUUGCUGUCUGGUUUAUACACUGCCAAGCACCCGGGGGAUUUUUGUGUGUUUUUUCCAUCCCUUUAUGUCCACACUGCUUGUACCGGUUUGCUUUUAUGCAUUCAAUGAUAUAACAUAAUGCCACCUACACACACACACACACACACACACACACACUGAGAGGACUCCAGUCACGUAAGACCGAUCUGUCAGCAUGAAAUGAGCCAGUGAUGAUGUGUGGAGUCACACGUGAUCAUUUUUAACACACACACACACACACACACACACAUGAUUGCCACCUCCAUUCUGUUCUCCCCUCCCCCAUGCCCAUAUGUGCAGAACAUCACUGGAUUAAAUGACAAGAACUAACCAGGUGAAGGCGAGUAGUUUAAAGGAAGAAGAGAGCAUGUGUGUGUGUGUGUGUGUGUGUGUGUGCGCGCUGAGGAGAUGCCAUCUUUGAUGCUCUUAAUUAUGUUAUUUCUUUAGAGAUAUGGAAGAAUAGCAUUAAAAAUCUUAGUUCCAAUAAUUUUGCUUGUUAUUUGCAUCAUUAUGGAAUCAAACCUCCUGAAACUCUGCUAUUCAAUUAGCGUAGCUUGCUAACCCCGAGCUUCCACGUCAGCUAAUUUCCAUGCCGUGUAAUGACACUCAGACUACAUAAACAUUUGGAAAGGUGAUAUAAUAAUUUACUUUUUUUAUUCUGUCCAUCAGUCAUCUAAUUAUACUCUAAAUAAAGUUCGUCUCACUAACUAGCUAGCUUGAUAUGAAGUGUAGCGCUAUUGCUUUACAUCAUUUUAGUGGUACGCAACAGCACUCAGACCGCGUAAAAUCCAAAUACAGUAGAUUAAAUAAUUCCUGUUCUUGUUUUUUUUCACUCAGCAAUCGAUCAAAGUUUUGGAAGAAGUCAUGCUGAAACUAUGAUAACUAGCUUGCUAGCUGCUGUCAAACCUUUAGCGAUAGCUUGUGGAGGUGUGCUGUCAUUUCCACUCUAUUUUUCUGAACAUCGCACACUCUGUUUCCAUCUUAUAUGGACGAUUGUAAGGAGCAUUCGUUUUUUAUGAACACGGACUCAUCAAUCGCAGAGCAGAAACGAUUUAAAACGACCAAAGACCUCGUCGUCUUGCUAACGCUGCCAAACUGCCAUCAAAAACAGGUUCAGGGAUGAAGUGUUUUCCGUUCACACCUCACGCUCCUCACUCAGACUCAUCACAGGCUAAAAGCCUCAAUCUGCUGAUCUCACACUUUAUUUUACUCGACCAGGAUUGACAGUGGACCUAAUUGAAGAAUAAAACAUGAUGGUGGUGAUGGUGGUUUCCGCCAGUCUUAGCCACUCAACACCGAUAGCACAACUUCAUUAUUUCUUCUUUCUCCCCUUGUGAUGCUGAUUUAUUUGUAGCUGUUAUUUUUAAAAAAAGGGAAAAAAGGAAAUGACUAUACUGUGUUCAGUGUUGUGCUGUGGGGUGAAUCUGGGGGACGGGGGUCCCAUUUGUUCAGGUACAUCCAAAAUUAACAUAUUUAAAUUAGGCUGAUUUGUUUAGCAAUGGGGUAGGAGUCGUACACUACGGACAAAUCAUCAUGAAAAGGAUUUGAAACAGAAUUAAUUUUAAAAAAUGGAUGUAUGUGCGAUUAACUUGAUUUCUGCUCUCUUUGUGAAGGGUGUGUGUGUGUGUGUGUGUAGGGGGAACAGGCACGGGUAACUUCACUGCUCCAGUCUGGUUAAGUUUGUGCAUCUGUUUGUGCGUCAUCGGAGGGAAAUUUAAAAAAAAAUUUUUUUUAAAUGCUGCGACUUCAUCAGAUCGGUUGUAACAUUUUCGCGUCCCACACAUGACGUCAUUUUGUUUUGAGCUCAAUUUGACUUUAUUUAAUAUUUUAUUUUGUUUUAGAUUUUAGUAAAGGCCACUUCAGGGAGCAGUGGGACAGCUUUGCUUUGGGGAAAGAGGAAUGAUUUAUAUUUAGUUUUGUUUUUAAUUCAAGGAAAUGGGUGGGGUGUUGUAGUAGUAGUAGCAGUAUUAGUAGUAGUAAUAAUAAUAAUAAUAAUAAUAAUGGAAACUGGAAAAAGAAAGUUGAGUUUUUUUCAGGUUCUGUUUGAGGAGUGGAAAGUUGGAAGCUGCAUGUUUGUGCAGCUAAAAACAGAAAUGCAUCCGAGAGUCAAUAUGCGAAGGUUUUUCAGGCAUCCGGGUGACGAUGGACGUCUCGUAGUAGCAAAUAAAAGCGACAGGACUUGUAUCUUAAAGGCAUUCCGAUAGAGGGCGUGUUUAGCUAGCUAGCUUAUUACAAUAUUAUUGAGGUCACACUUUGACGCAACCAAUCACAGUUGAUUCUUGUCUGCCAGGAUGUUUAGAAAUUUACUCGGUCUACGUCGAACUUCUUCGCGAAAUAAUAAACCGUCCAAACCAUGAUGUCAUUAUGAAUGAACGUGGAAGAAACCGCAAAAAAGCAGACAUUACUUUACUCUCUCAGAUUAUCCAGUCUCCUGAAUUCACUACUACGAGACAGAAAUACAAGCCUGGUUUGUGAAACGAUUGAAUCUCUUUAUUUAAUUCAGAAAUGUAGAUUUGCAUUGCCUCUGUUCGUCUGGCCUUUUCGGAGGGACCUGGUCAGAUAAACACAGGCAAGACAGCCUACAAAGCCAGAUUUUAUUUAUUUAUUUACUGACUUACUCGCUCUAUCCACAUAUUUGUCUUCACCGUUAACGUUUCAGAUCUUAAACAGGAUGAAAUACAACGUUGCCAGAAAACCGUUCGAUAAUCAGACAUCCACAGAAACAGUUGUAGAGUAAACCUGUCAAUGUCUAAUUAUAUCGAUGAACAUCUUGGGAUUAUAUAUAAAUAUAUAAAUAUAUAAAUAUAUACUGGGGAAAAUAAAUAAAUACUGACAUUACGAUGACCUGUGUUUAUUGUUCCGAGUUAGAAAUUACAAUGUGUGUGUGUUUGAAAACA
This is a messenger RNA of Neoarius graeffei (lesser salmon catfish), 4608 nucleotides long. It is a transcript of the gene vamp2, whose product is annotated as vesicle-associated membrane protein 2. NCBI's taxonomy places the organism in Eukaryota, Metazoa, Chordata, Actinopteri, Siluriformes, Ariidae. Gene Ontology annotation, molecular function: syntaxin-1 binding; SNAP receptor activity. The transcript is spliced from 5 exons. Bases 272 to 610 code for a protein of 112 amino acids. The record is from RefSeq and is a predicted model, not a curated record. Gene Ontology annotation, cellular component: SNARE complex; plasma membrane. Gene Ontology annotation, biological process: vesicle fusion; vesicle-mediated transport; SNARE complex assembly.